AUGGGCGAAUCGGAAAACCCCCUCCUCAAUGAAUUCUGGGCCGCGCAGUCCUCUCCUCAGCCGGCCGGGAACGGCGACCAAUGCCUGAAACAGACCCUUAAUGCUUGUAAAAGCUUCAAACGGAAAAGAAUUGCCGACAAUGGAAUUCAGACAUCUAGUGAUGCUAAACGUGUUGCCAGAUCUGCAAAGAUGCCCCACUUGAGCCACAAGAAAAGAGCAUUGUCCUCCAAUACUCUCAUGAGCUCUGAGCAGGAAAUUGAAUGCGGCGGGGCUUCCAUGAAGCUUGUAUCUGGAUUUCUUAAGCAGAAGCAAUUCAAGGAGGACAUUCAAUGCAGGUUGAUUGGUUGCGAUACUCGUACCAAAGGAAGAAAGAGAUCCCAGUCAUCUCUUGGAUUGCCGACGUUUAGUCUUUUAAAAAGAUCAAAGAGAUCAUCACCAGCAAAAAGAAGACCAUCAUCAAUUGAUGAUCUCCCUGACGUGGCAUUGGUUGAAAUCCUUUGCCAACUUCCAUCAAGUAAAUUUGUCUUUCAAUGCCAGUCUGUGUCCAAGCGUUGGCGCACUGUCAUCUCAGAUCCUUAUUUUAUCAGCCGCUUUGUACAUAUCCAGAGUUAUAGGAAAACUCCAAAGAUACUCACUCUGAUAAGUAAAAAAGGAGAGGAAUUCCCUCCUAAAAUGCCAUGGCCAUCCAAGCUACUAACUCCAGUGUUCGAAAGAAUAAUGAGUUUCCACCCUUUGAUAAGUCAGCUAGUUGUGGUAGCGACGUAUAAUGACUUAGUUUUGUGUUGCGCAAGUGAGUAUUAUCAACGCGAUUACUACAUCUGCAAUGCAUACACAAGGCAAUGGGUUGCUCUUCCUCCUACCCCAAGUCGAUGUCACGAGACUGUGCAAGUAGGAUUCAUCUGCGAUAUUCCCGACUAUAAUUAUAAGAAAGACGGACAUAACAUCCAGCUUAAAGCUGAGUGUAGGUGCACUGUUGUGCGAAUUCUUCCUCCUGAUGAAUUGGCAUAUGAUGAGAAAUGUGAUUCCUUAAAAUUAAGCUUGGAGAUCUUCUCUUCUGAGACUGGUGAAUGGAAAGAAUCAGUUGUGACUUACCCCACUACACUUUGA
This is a messenger RNA of Prunus armeniaca (apricot), 1107 nucleotides long. Lineage: Eukaryota; Viridiplantae; Streptophyta; Magnoliopsida; Rosales; Rosaceae. The record is from the annotation of a GenBank genome assembly.